UGACCCCGUUGUUAUGUGGGGCCGCCGCAUUCCUUAGUGAUCGCGGGGCCGCUGCCGCCGCUGUGGUAACGGGCGCAUCCGGGGCGCGUGUAACGGCCGCCUCCGCCUCCUCUGCCACCACUACCUCCACCCGAACUCUUCCUUCAUCCUCUCACGUCCCCUGCCCUAGGCUCGGGCCUCGCGCCGCCGCCACGCGCCCCCAGCCGCCGGCCUCAGUCCGGACGCCGCCUGGCCCCUCGUGCCCCGUGCCCACCCGGUCCGCGAGGAGGCCCCGCGUGCCACCGCCCCCGCCGAGGAAGAGGAGGAGGAGGAGGAGGAUGAAGGACAAACAGAAGAGGAAGAAGGAGCGCACGUGGGCUGAGGCCGCCCGUUUGGUAUUAGAAAACUACUCUGAUGCUCCAAUGACCCCAAAACAGAUUCUGCAGGUCAUCGAAGCUGAGGGACUAAAGGAAAUGAGUGGGACAUCUCCCUUGGCUUGCCUCAAUGCUAUGCUUCAUUCCAAUUCUCGAGGUGGUGAGGGACUCUUUUACAAACUUCCUGGACGAAUAAGCCUUUUCACACUCAAGAAAGAUGCCCUACAGUGGUCUAGAAAUCCAUCUGUGCCUGAAGGAGAAGAGCUGGAGGAUACAGCAGAUGUAGAAAGCUGUGGAUCCAAUGAAGCCAGCACUGUGAGUGGUGAUAAUGAUGUAUCUCUUGAUGAAACCUCUUCCAAUGCCUCCUGUUCUACAGAGUCUCAAGGUAGAACUAUCUCUACUCCCAGGGAGACGUACAGAGCUGCUUCACAGACAAGCAAACCGAAGAAAAAGACUGGGGUGAUGCUACCUCGAGUUGUCCUGACCCCUCUGAAAGUAAAUGGAGCACACAUGGAAUCUGCAUCAGGUUUUUCUGGACGACAUGCUGAUGGAGAGAGCAGCAGCACAUCUAGCAGCAGCAGUAGCUCCCUGGCCCUGUGCAGCACUGCCAUGCGCAAUCGGGUGGAAAUUACCCGUGACCCUCCCCAGAUCUUGCGAGGUAUCAGGAAACCAGCAACAGGGCAAAUGAAGCGCAACAGAGGGGAGGAGAUAGAUUUUGAGACGCCUGGUUCUAUCCUUGUCAACACAAACCUCCGUGCCCUGAUAAAUUCUCGAACCUUCAAUGCCCUUCCUUCACAUUUCCAGCAACAACUCCUCUUCCUCCUGCCUGAGGUCGACAGACAGGUUGGGACAGAUGGCCUUAUGCGACUCAGCAGCAGUGCUCUGAAUAACGAGUUUUUCACCCAUGCGGCUCAGAGUUGGCGGGAACGCUUGGCUGAUGGUGAAUUCACUCAUGAGAUGCAAGUCAGAAUACGACAGGAAAUGGAGAAAGAAAAGAAGGUAGAACAGUGGAAAGAAAAAUUCUUUGAAGAUUACUAUGGACAAAAGUUGGGUUUGACCAGAGAAGAAUCACAGCAGCAGAAUUCUAGCCAAGAGGAAGCUGAACUCAAGGGUGGCUUAUGCGUUCCAGGGGAAGCAAUGCGACCACAGCGUAGUCCUGCUACACGUCAGCGGGAUGGCCACUUCAAGAAACGCUCUAGGCCAGACCUUCGAUGCAGAGCCAGGAGAAGUCUGUAUAAGAAACACGAACCUGAACAAACAGAAGCCACUAAGGAGACAACACCUCUGGCGCCAGAUUCCUCCCUUUAUAAAGAAGAAAAGGCUGAAACAGACUUGACAGAAGGAAGCAGUUCGUGUCUGCCUGGUGUGUCCUCCACAGAAUUAAAACCAGACGCUCCAGAGACUCCAGUUGUGACCAUGACUGCCAGGAUCCAAAACAGUCCAGAGGUCUUGGCCUUAGCUUCCACUUCUCUCAGCAGAAUUCCCAGCUUGCCCCAGGAGAAUACUGACCAAGAGGCAAAGGACCAGAAAAGGAAGUCCUUCGAGCAGGCAUCUGCUUCCUCCUUUCCCGAAAAGAAGCCCCGGCUUGAAGAUCGUCAGUCCUUUCGUAACACAAUUGAAAGUGUUCACCCCGAAAAGCCGCAGCCUACUAAAGAGGAGCCCAAAGUCCCGCCCAUCCGGAUUCAACUUUCACGUAUCAAACCGCCCUGGGUGGUUAAAGGUCAGCCCGCUUACCAGAUAUGCCCCCGGAUUGUCCCCAACACAGAGCACUCCAGCCGGGGCAGAACUGGUGCCAGAACCCUCGCAGACAUUAAGGCCCACGCUCUGCAAGCCCGAGCCCAGAGAGAAGCUGCCACAGCCUCCAUCGGAGGUGGGGGUGGGCCAGGGGGAGGCGGUGGAGGGAACAGUGACGAAGGAGGCGGUGGAGGUGAGGCUAGUGACCAUCCCGAGCACAGGGGAGCCAAGAGGACUCACGGAAGGUGUGCGCCAAAUCUACAACGAACACAACUAUUGCCGUCUUGUCAUAUCAUAGAUGGGGAGCAAGCCCUGUUAGAGACAGGGACUCCUGAAGGAGACUGGCUGCUAGCUGGGAAAGAUGAUUUGUCCUCUCCUCCCAUUGGAGAGGAAGGCUGUGUGUUUCACAAAGUUACUGACAUCCUCACGAGUGAGUCAGAAGAGGCUUUAUUGCCUCUCACUGUUGUUUCUCACAGCCAGCCAAAUGAUGCUGUGGUCCAGCUGUCUCCUGACACCCUAGUACAUGAUAGAUUGAGUGAAAAGUCUGAUUUGCCUACUGAUGUAAGGACUGAACAUGAGCCUUGUAUGACUUCUCAGAAAGAAAAGAGUGAAGAACAGGGACAGAUGGUUCUGUCAGAGAAAGAUUCUGUUCAGUCUCAAGUAGGAGAAGUCUUAGAAAAAGUAGCUGACCAGGCCCUAAAUUUGGACUCUUAUUCCACUGUGAAGGACACUAUACAUUCAUUGGUACCCAGUCUAAUCCCUGAAUUGUUAUUGGAUGAAAAGCAGCAAGAUGGAUCAUUGAAUGAAGUAGGACUUAAUGACUCAAAUCCACCCACUGGGGAAAGCAGUGCCAGCCAAGGGAAUGUGAAAGAUGACAGUGUAGCUCCUUGGUUAUCUGGUCCAUCAAAUGGCCAGACAGUGCAGCAGCAAGAGCUGAACUGUAGGGAAAGCACCUCAUGUACUGAACCCCACAAUGUAAGUGACCCAGAGAAAAAGGUUUCUACUGAAACAUCGAAUUUACUUGGUUUCCACCCUGCUACCCAAGAUAGCAUUAAUUCUGAUAACCUUCCUCAGCUUUGGGAACUCUCCACACAAGGAGAUAUAGCUAGUGUCUCUAAACAGAUUGAAGAAGUUCAAAGAUUUAAAAUUAAUGGAGACUGUGAAGCACUGAGUACCCACAGUGAGUCAACAGACACAGCCUCUGACUUGGAAGCUGAGCUAACUGAAGACAGUGUAGAGACAGAUCCAGACCCGGGCUUCCAACCCAACACUGAGGAAGCUGUAGGACAAGGAUCUUCAGUUGGGAGCAUGGCUGAGAAAUGUGAUUGGAAUCAAUCCGACUCCUUAAAAACUGAUGGAGAGCCAUGCGAGGUAGACUUGCCUUCAGUAACUGCAGUGGACAAGGGACUUGAGCUUCAAAGCUGGGUGUCUCAUGUAUCUGGCCCACUGAAGCCCACUGAAUCUUUACCACAAGUCAGUUCUGAAAAACAGCUAGGGUCUCCAUGCCUUACCCGUCCUGUGUCGUCAGUAGAGGCUAACAAUCCACUGGUGAUGCAGUUGCUUCAGGGCAACUUGACCCUGGAGAAGGUCCUACCAGCAGCACAUGGUGCCACCAAACUGGAAGCUAUGCCGCCAUUACCUGAAAAUAUGGAGCAGAGUAGCAAUGGCUCCUUUGGAGAAUCCACUCUAGAUCCUGAGACAAAUAGAAAUGUUGCUGGAAGAAAUAGCUCUAGCUGUAGUUCCCCAAGGGCUUUAAGGGAUGUGCUUCCUCAGGAGUGCCAUAAUCCUGGGGCAGUGCUUCCCAAGCCCAAGGGUAUCCAGGCUCUCCCUGGCACUCCCCCAAAGAACUCCAAGGUUGUCCCAAAUUCAGGCUCCCCACAGCCAUCGGCAAAUCUGGUAGGAUCUUCUGGGAAAUUGGAAGAAGUGGAGUCCAAAGAGAAAUUCUCUUCCUGCAGUUUUGAAGAGCAAAAAGAGUUGACUAUAUCUCCCAACCUGCCACAACACAGUAAUGUAGAUUCAACCCUGGGUAGAAGUCCAGGGAAGCAGACUGCCUCGCGAAUACCUCGGUUCUUGUCUCCAAAUGUGAUCUCCAUUGGUCCCAAUCAAAUCUGUGGGGCCCCAGUGGAUAAAAACUAUGUUGGUGGACAAGGGAAAAAGCUUUUUGGCUCUGGAUUCCUUGGGAGCACAGCUGUGGCCCAGCAGCAUUCCAGGUCAGUGGAGCCACUGCCUCCCAACAUUCCUACUGUGGAGCCAGUUUUUCCCAGUAGGAAGCCAGGACUAAGCAAAAGCACACUAUCUGGAGGAGGAGGAGGAGGAGUCCAGACAUCGAGAGCAGAAUGGUCCCCAAAGCAGCCCCCCAACUCUUUUAGCAGCAUCAAGAAUGAGAACAUGCUGGCCUGUGGGGGUGGCCCACCCAAGGGUAAUGCAGAGAACAGGAAAGCCAUUGGCCACAAACCUUUUGAACUGAUGGAGCAUUUUCAAGGGAUGCCCCUUGUCAUGGAUCUGCCAUUCUUCAAGCUCCCCAGAGAACCUGGAAAAGGGCUCAAUCAGCCAUUAGAGCCUUCUUCCAUCCCCUCCCAGCUCAAUAUCAAGCAAGCAUUUUAUGGGAAGCUUUCUAAGCUGCAGUUGAAUUCCACUGGUUUUAAUUAUUCAUCUAGCACACCGGCUUUUCCCAGAAGCCUCGCCGGGAGUGUGAUGCAGCUUAGCCACAAAGCAAACUUUGCUGCAAACCACAGUGCAUCACUCUCUGUGCAAAUGUUCACUGAUAGCAGCAACAUGGAAGAAAUCUCACUAAAAUGCUCCUGUAGCCUAAAAGCUAUGAUUAUGUGUAAAGGAUGUGGGGCAUUUUGUCAUGAUGACUGUAUAGGACCCUCAAAGCUUUGUGUAUUGUGCCUUGUGGUGAGAUAAUAAAUUAUGGCCAUGGAAAAAAAUGUAUAUUUAGUGUGUGUAUUUUGAUAAUGAUCUGAAAUCUGUACACAGGAAAAUAUUAUUUGUUAUAAUAGAGACACUAUUACACUGAGCAGGAACCAACCCUGCCUUGCCCCCAAAUCUGCAACGCUCAAGCCUUCUGUUCAACAAGCUUCUCGGGUCUGCAGAGAAUUUCAUCUUACUGGAGGGGUUUUUCUAGCUCUACACCAUUAUGGAGACUUUGUUGUGCCUCCCAUGAGAGGCAGCCUGCCCUCCAGUGGGCCCUGUGUAGAAGCCACUUGACCUUCAACAGAACUGGGAGGAGGAGCUAGAAGGCUGAGUUCUCUAUGAGGGGCUGAGUUAGGUUAGGACCUGCUUUGCUUAAACAGAACAAUUUCAGUCUUCCACUCGAUUCUUCUUGCCACCUGUUUUCUGCUACUUUGCAACAAGUCAGCAUUUUUCUCCCCUGUUGACUGCCCUCCCGCCCCUCCCCCGCUCUCCUAAGCAAAGGGAGAAAUUGUGAGCUCCUCAGAGCUGAAUGACAUUGCAGUAACUCUCAGCCCUGCCAAGCCCGGGCUAUUGACCCACGUUUAGGUGGUUACUUAGAGGGAGCCAUUUUGGCCUUGGGGGAUUUCAACAUGAGUGGUUCCUGCCUUCCACUCCUGAGAAGCAAAUUUGGAAGUUUUCUUGCCUUGACAUCUCUCACUGGAUUGAAGGAAUCGUAGACCUGCCUGAAUUAUGGGCUCAGAACUGGGAGGGAAGGGGGCCAGCUUUCUUGUUAAAAGGCCACUGCUGCUGUCUCAAGACCCUGUAACUCAGGAGUUCAGUAGUGUGGCAAGUGACUUCCCACCUCAGAGACAUCUCUCCAGGCCAUUUUGGACUUGCUGUGAGUGGGCAGCUGUGAGAGCGCACCUGUGUAUGUGAAAGUCAUUUUACAUUUUAAAGCAGUGUGUGUUUCUUAUUUUUAUAUUUUUAACUCUUUAUUCUUGGAUGUAUAAAGUGAAAUAUUUGGCUCUUGUAAGUAUACUCUAUGCAUCUCUAAUGUUUUAUCAUGUAUUUAUAUGUUGUACACAGUACUGGCCAAUUCUGUAAAUGGACGUAUUGUACAUAGAACAUAAAGGUCUGUUCCCUUAUUUUCAGUCUUCAGCAGUAUUGCAUUCAAAUGGUGUUAGUUACUAAUUUACAUCUGUAGUCAGAGCCACUGUAUUCUGGUCUACCCGAUGUGAGGGUGGGCUCAAGGAGGCGUAUCCUGUCAGAUCCGCCAGGCUCUCUCUCUCACAUAGGUAACUGUGGGCAGACUUGGCUGCAGGUGCAAUUUCAAGGUCAGCCUGCCCACACCUUACCGAACAAAUACAUUUUGCUCCUUUGCGCCUUCUUUUUAAAGGUAUAAAUUCUGCAGCCGUGGCUUUUUUGCUGCCACAUAUGGCAAAUCUCCAGGAACAUUUACAAGGAGGUGCCCCUUGUCAUAGACAGUAUUAAUUGCUGUGGGGCUCCCUCAUAUGUUCCUGGGCAGCACAAGGAGUUGUCCUCACAGGUUCGAAUUCAGUGUGGUGAACUCUAAGGGGGCCCAGUAAGCCUGAUCAUCUUUAGAAAUGUGGCUGUGUGGGUUGGUCUGGCCUGACUUUGGAUGGUGGAAUUGGGAAGAUAAAAGGGUAUAAUGUUGGUUUUCCUCCCCAGCCACUUUUUAGUGAAUAGGCUCACCUGUUUGUCUUCAUGCUCUGCCCCUCUUCCCCUCCCUUCUACCCCACCCCAACCCCAGUUCUUGUAUCCUUCCUUGUUAUAUACUUGACUAUCCUGUUUAAUUUCAGUUUCCCCAUGAGAGCGCUUCUGUAAGAAGUAUAAAAUUUGUAUGGCAAAAGCGCAUUUCAUUGAGUUGAGUCAGGGUCAUUUACCUAUCCCUCCCCUUCUCCCCCCCGCACCCCCCCCCAGUCCCUUUUCUUCCCUUCAAUCCAUUGUGGCAACUUUGUGAUAUGAAGUAUGAGAGAGAACAAAGUGGUGAUUUGAAACGUGGUAUUGGCAAGUCCAAGUUGACAAUUUCAAAAGCCUGUUUACCAAAGAUAGGGAGCAGAGAAGCCCAAGCAGUUUUGAGCCUCUUCUUCCUUCUUCGCUGUGUCCUUUGGGGCCACUAUAGUGUACAGUUUGAAACUGGUAUGGUCUGCAGAGCUGUCCAGAGAAAGCACUGCUCUGCUCUUGUAUGUCCCUUGUGGUAUUGGAAAAAAUAAACUUUCUGUAAAAUCUG
Molecule: messenger RNA, 7233 nt
Organism: Trichosurus vulpecula (common brushtail)
Lineage: Eukaryota; Metazoa; Chordata; Mammalia; Diprotodontia; Phalangeridae
Gene: ASXL1
Product: ASXL transcriptional regulator 1
Exons: 12
Coding region: 318-4994 (1558 amino acids)
Biological process (GO): animal organ morphogenesis; positive regulation of transcription by RNA polymerase II
Cellular component (GO): PR-DUB complex
Molecular function (GO): peroxisome proliferator activated receptor binding; DNA binding; chromatin binding
Source: RefSeq, a predicted model, not a curated record